UCAAGUGAACGUUCUUAACCAACAAAAUAAGUGAAACUUAUCAGUAGUGUGUGACCGUAAUAGUGAAUCUAUUAUUAGUUAUUAAAGGUGUUAUAGGUUUGAAAGUAUUGGUUAACAGAAACCAGAUCGAGUUAUCUUAAUCCUGUGAAACGAAGAAUGCGACUCUAGUGAUCCAUAAUAUCAUUCGGGAUGUUCAAAGAAAAUGAUAGCACUUCAGGAGGCUGCAGCGGUGCAGUUCCUCGACCACGAAGAAUGUUACCACGAUUUUCUUUACGCCGAUUAUUGUAUUCGAGUCCGCUUAUUGGUCGACGAAUUGCGAGGACACCUAGUUCAAGCAACAGGAAUACUAAAGCAAAAGAUCCAGCUGGCGGCAAGAUUGCAGAUGUUGAAAAAGGAGAAGCUAGAGUAAGUAAUGGUUCGAGCCAUUUUCAAUUUCAGAACAUAGAUCUACAACGUGCUUCCAGCAAAGGCUCUCUACUUUCUUCUGCCAGAGAGAGCAGUGAAAAUGGUUUAAUGAAGUGCCCCUUGUGUUUUGCUGAAUUACCAGUGGAAUUCUUUCCUGUUGUUCAAUCGUGUCAUCAUCGCAGCUGUUAUGACUGCUUUCAACAAUAUCUCAAAUUUCAAAUUUCCGAAUCUAGAGUUAAUAUAGCAUGCCCUGAAUGUUUAGAACCACUACAUCCAAAUGACAUUCGAAUGAUUUUAAACGAUCAGACGCAAUUGGAAAAAUAUGAAGAUUUUAUGGUACGAAGGGUUCUUGCUGUAGAACCUGAUGCAAGAUGGUGUCCUGCUCCAGAUUGUAGUUUUGCAGUAAUUGCUAGUGGUUGUGCUUCAUGCCCAAAAUUACGUUGCGAGCGACCAGGAUGCGAUUCUUACUUCUGCUACCAUUGUAAAGCACGUUGGCAUCCUAAUCAAACAUGUGAUGCUGCCAGAGCCCAACGUACUCAAUACUACGAACGCAGUUCUUCCCUCAGUUUUAGUCAGAGUGACUCACAGCAUAAGGAUGAUAUAAAACCAUGUCCAAGAUGUGAGGUUCUCAUUGUUAAAAUGGAUGAUGGAAGUUGUAAUCAUAUGAUUUGCUCUGUUUGUGGUGCUGAAUUUUGUUGGUUAUGCAUGAAAGAAAUUAGCGAUCUUCAUUAUUUAAGUCCUUCUGGAUGUACUUUUUGGGGUAAAAAGCCAUGGUCUAGGAAAAAGAAGAUACUUUGGCAACUUGGAACUUUAAUGGGAGCACCAGUUGGAAUUGGUCUUGCUGCUGGUAUAGCUAUACCUNAUCUUAUUGCAGGUAUACCAGUCUGGGUGGGAAAAGAACUAUACACAAAAUAUGAAAAAGAUAACAAACAUAAGAGGAAUGCUUUUAUCGUUGGAGGAGUAACUGCGUCCGUUUUAGUGUCACCUAUAUUAGCGGGGCUAGCCGUCAGUAUUGGUGUACCAAUUUUAUUAUUUUACGUUUACGGCGUAGUCCCUAUUUCACUUUGUCGAAGCGGAGGUUGCGGCGUUUCUACAAAUGGAACGGGAGUACGAUUUGAUUUUGACGAUGAGAAUGAACUUAUGGGUUCGUUAGGUGUUCGUAACGCUGGAGAUGAAGCAUCGAUAGAUGUUGCCAGUCAUCGUGGUGGUAAUCCUUCGAUAGGAGAAGCAUCUCUUUCGUUAGGUAGCGGAAGUCAAUUGGAAAAAUUGGGUCGGGAAAACGAUCGCGAGAGUGCCAGUAACGUAGCUCUUGCUGGUACUAGUCUCGCGGGAAGUAUAGCUUCUAGUGUCCUGCCAGGAGGUCAGAGAUUGGAAGUUCAAGCGGAUGUGACGUCCACCCAGCGAUUCAGUUUGUGCAGUGAAACUGCCUCUGCUGCCACCAGUUUAUCAGAGAAAUCUGUAAACGCAUCUAUUGCUUUGGAUGAUGGCGCAGCUUCUACGAGAGCUUUGGCGGGCUCUGUUCUUAAUUUUAAAAUGGAUGGAAGUUCAAUCAGCGGUGGUAGAAGUACGGAAGGAGAACAAGGUACAGCAUCUGUUGCUGGUGGUCAUAUGGACUCAGCAGGACAGGCUACAUCUUUGAGUUCACUCGAAGAAGUAGCCCCUGGUUUAGCAAAACGAGCUCGACGCAAACCGACGCUAGAUCGUCAGUGCAGUUAUUCUAGUAAUUGGAUUGUUUUUGGAGAGGAUGGAGAUUCUGAACGUGUCAGAUUCGACGAUCAUGUUAGUUUCAUUGAAGGGGAUAAGGAAGUUGUUAGCACUUGUGGAAUGAAUAGUCGAAGUGCAGGAAGACGUAAACGCAACAAGGAAAUUGAACAAGAAACAGAUGCUCAAAAGACUACGAAAAAUUCUACCGGGGAAUCAAAGGUUGACUCCACAGAUGACAACGUGUCACGGGAACGGAUUAACGUUGCCACUUUAAGAAAUGUCUUCUUCCAUAGUUCUACAGUAUCUUCGGAUCGUGAAAAGCGACUAUCAGUGAUAGAAGAACCGUCUCCCGUAGCGGCACAGAAUAACGGUGGUCGCUUUCCCACACCUUCUGAUGAAGGAUGCACCACUGCUAAAGCGGAGGAAGCUUUACGCUUUUAAAAAAAUAAAGACUGAGUAUUUACGUAAUAAUGUACAAGGUGUAUUUUUAAUCAUGGUCACGGUUCUUAGGUGUGUAUCUGCACCUUUAGAUCGGUGAAGAUUUUUUCAAUAACGUGCCACAAAAUUGUUCAUAACAAUAACAAUUAUUGUUUAUUUUUUCAAUUUCUAUGCAUUCUAUUUGACGAGAGGAAAUAGUUUAAA
Messenger RNA from Habropoda laboriosa, 2751 nucleotides. Its product is annotated as E3 ubiquitin-protein ligase RNF19A-like. Lineage: Eukaryota; Metazoa; Arthropoda; Insecta; Hymenoptera; Apidae. Gene Ontology annotation, molecular function: ubiquitin protein ligase activity; zinc ion binding; ubiquitin conjugating enzyme binding. Gene Ontology annotation, biological process: positive regulation of proteasomal ubiquitin-dependent protein catabolic process; ubiquitin-dependent protein catabolic process; protein polyubiquitination. Gene Ontology annotation, cellular component: cytoplasm; ubiquitin ligase complex. The record is from RefSeq and is a predicted model, not a curated record. Bases 190 to 2550 code for a protein of 786 amino acids. The transcript has 13 exons.